Messenger RNA from Yamadazyma jaroonii, 1446 nucleotides. Lineage: Eukaryota; Fungi; Ascomycota; Pichiomycetes; Serinales; Debaryomycetaceae. The record is from the annotation of a GenBank genome assembly.
AUGGAAGAAGAGUGUACUAUUUGCCUAGAAUCUUUGGACUCUAAAUUCGGUAUAAUAGCUACUUGUAGGCAUUAUUAUCAUGAUAAGUGUAUAACAACAUGGUCUAACAAUUCAAAUUCAUGUCCGACUUGUAGGAAAUUAUUUUAUAAGAUUGAUAUAUCCGAUACUAGAGAAGGUCGAUUAGUAUUAGAUACUUUAACGAUCAAGGAUAAAUUACUACCAAAUGAUGCUAUUAAUGAUAUACCUAGAGAGUUUGUGAUACCAGCUAGCAGUUUGACGGCUAUAGAGCCCGUGGAAACUAUUGAAACCCAAGGGUUAUGUAAUAUUUGCUCAUCAUCAGAUUAUAGAAGUACUAGAAACUUGAUUAAUUGUUCAAAUUGUAACUGCAAGUUCCAUCAAAGAUGCUUAGGGAUAACAAAUGGUAUGGAAUCAUGGAACUGUCCUAUCUGUGAUUAUUUUCAAGAGCUACUACUACCAUUAAACGUAAGAAGGAGACAGAUCAUUAAUUCCAGGAGAGCUCGAACACCCAAACCUCGAACUGGGGUCGAACUCACUGGAAACACAGGGGAAAUGGUUUUAGAGGAUGAAGAACCUAUCAGAAGACCAAAAGAGACCAGAGGUCUUAUUAUUCACAAUGAAAAUAAUGAGUUAGAUGAUGAAUUCCUAUAUAACGGCCCUUCAACUUCAAGUAACGUAAUGAAUGGCGGAAUACUAAGAAGAAGGGAAAACAAACAAUUACAGCAGUUGUCUUCUGAAGAGAUAAAAUCAUGGGAGAUGUUCGAAAAAGCCAGAAACAACGACGAAACUCUGAACACAGAGCAAUCAGUUGAUAAUAAUAACCGUAGGAAAAGAAAGAAGAGGCAAGAGCCCAUCAUUCCCGCAGAGGUGACACAUACUAGCGGGUCAUCAAGGAUUUCCAAUUUGAUGAAUCAGAUCAAACACUCAGAACAACCAACUUUUACUAACGGCCAACCACUUGAUUCAGAUAAUUUCACAUUCCCUGGAUCUAGUUCCUCACGUCAGUCACCAGGCCAUUCACCUGGCCAGUCACCAGCUCUCUCACCAGGUCAUUCACCGCAAUCGAUAUCACCAAGAUCACUUUCACCACAGUCACCAAGAUCACCCAUUCAUUCACCUCCUUCAACGCUGCCCUCAAUUAACCCUGCUGGAUCAGGGUCAGAACUUACUUUGGAUCAAAAGAGUAUUAUUCAAGUGCUAAUUAGGAAUAUGCUUCGCCCCUUGUAUAAGGAAAAGGUCAUCAAAAGUCAAGAAGAUUACAUUUCUAUAAAUAAAGCAGCAUCAAGGAAAAUUUAUGCCAAAAUAAUAAGAUUAUCACAGACAUUCAAAUUAUCAGAAAUCUUGAUGGUGGACAACAAAAACUUGAAUUCAAUGAUCAAAGAGUAUAUAAUUAACGAACUUAACGAGUACAAAGCACUUAAUCAAUAA